AUGGCGCCCCAUCACCUCCGUACUUCAUCCUCAACAAAGGACUUGAUCUCAAAGUCCAAGUCCAGCAUCUUUGGCUUCAGCCGUAAUCGUGACUCGAAGCAGUCGUUCCGCGACUCGACUCUCCUUACCGAGCUCACGCCACUCGACGAGCCCAUCUACGUGCCCCACGGCAUGGUUGAUCUCAACGGCAAGACCGCUCGCCCCAUGGUGCGCAGCUACUCGACCGGCCACGCUCAUUCGUCGCCCAUGUCGUCAUAUUCGAUGACCCAGGCUGCUCCUGGUACUCUUGGACAGGGUGCCACCGUCGUCCGCACUCCACAGGAUGCUACCUUGACCAGCAUGGCCCAGCCAGACUCAAUCCUUCCAGGCGGACCCCAGCCUCCUCAUCGACAGUCGUCGCUGCGUGCACCGGGCCAGCGUCGCCCCUCUGCCCCGCCAGCACCGUCCCACUACCACAUGCAGUCGCUUUCGGGUGCUCCUCAGCACAGUGGGUCGGCACCACGCUACUCACCUGCCUCCGCACCGCUCUCGACGCCUAUGGAGUCUACCCUCGAGUCUAGCCUCGAUUCGCUCGAGCUUUUGGACAACUCGCGCCCGCCAUCGACGCGCCAGCUCGGUCGUCAAAGGUCCCUCGCGAACAAGCCCAGCUACAGCAGUCUUGCGAGCCAGGGCAGCGUUGGCCGCAGUCGUGCAGGCAGCAUUACCGCCAGUGUCAGCCCGGGCGUGGUCACGGCCGGUGUGCCGCGUUCGCCGCCCCGCGUCUCUCCUAUUAUGCAGUCGUCGCCAGUCCUCCAGCAGGCCCCCGUGAUCGACGUUGAUGCGGCCUACUUCCAGCGCCGCAUGGCUGCUCGCGGCUCAAUGUCGACCCUCACGCCCAGUUCGCACUCGAGCAUGUGCGGUACAGUGCCCAGCUUGCAUUCGAGCACGCCGAGCAUGUCGAGCACCGCGUCGGCCGUGAUCAUGACUCCUUUGGGCCCCGGUCCGGCUGGUCUGGGCUCUGCGCCCUCAUCCUCGUCUCAUGGCAGCGAGUACUACGAGCCCCCUCAGAGUGACCGCAACUCUGGUCACGAGUCGCCUCCACCCGCUCGUACCAGUCCUACUCUUGGCGGCCGCUCUCACGCUCGCAGCAGCCCAGGUAUCCGUCCCAAGCACUUGCCUUCGCCAUCAAUGUCAUCGCUGGCGGCCGUCGCUGCCCCUGCUCCUGCGGCUCCCAAGCGCGACGCCCCCUUUGCGCCAGUCUUGGUCGCGCACACAUGUCGCCCAGCAACCGGCCCUCUUUCCUCUGUGCUCGUCACCCUCCGCUUUGGUUACUCUCUCGACGCAGAGCCCAACACACACGAGGUGACCGUCACCUAUGAUACCCUGCGCCCCGCGGGUGGUCGUCUAGUCGCCUUCCUCGACAGUGCGCUGCGCCCGUCGUCGCUCGACAGCACCGCCAGCUCGACCAACACGUCGGGUGAAGGUCCCGAAAUGACAGACGGCAGCAGCGCAGAGGACAGCGAUUUCGAGUUUGACGCCGACGCGCGUCUGCAACCUAUGCUUGAGGACGAAGAGUACCUUGCCGCCUCUGCCACCUCAGAUACACCAGCCUCGUUGCCAAAGGACGACAGCAUGCAUGCUCCGCCUCCAUCCACUCGCCGCCCCCGACUGCCGCCAAGCGUGUUCCACGAGGGCGUGUUCGCAUCGUCGGCUGGCGGCCUCCCUCCUCUGUCAGAGCUCCCAGCAGCUCUUGCCCAGGCUCGCGCGCACGCCGCCGGCCCCACUUCCUGCCCCCCACCAACCGCUACGGCGCCGCUCUCGCUCGCCGUCCGUGCCCGCUCCAACACGUGCCCCGGACCAGCACGCAGCACCAUCACGGAGGUCACCGUCCUCCUCCUGCGCGACGCCGGCGCGUGGCACACCAUCGCCUCGCGUCUGUGCUCGGGCACCUGGCCCGAACUCGCCGGCAAGCGCAGGCGCAUCGAGGAAGAGUGUCGCUGGGCAGGCAUGGAGCCCCUCCUCGCCGAGCUCCGCCUCAUGCCUGCCCCGGCCAACCGCGGCGGCUUCCUCUAG
This is a messenger RNA of Apiotrichum porosum, 2052 nucleotides long. RefSeq lists its product as uncharacterized. Bases 1 to 2052 code for a protein of 683 amino acids. The record is from RefSeq and is a predicted model, not a curated record. The transcript has 2 exons. NCBI's taxonomy places the organism in Eukaryota, Fungi, Basidiomycota, Tremellomycetes, Trichosporonales, Trichosporonaceae.